Molecule: messenger RNA, 1509 nt
Organism: Astrephomene gubernaculifera
Lineage: Eukaryota; Viridiplantae; Chlorophyta; Chlorophyceae; Chlamydomonadales; Astrephomenaceae
Source: the annotation of a GenBank genome assembly
GAUCACUAUUAGCUUGGAACUUACGUGAACCACAUCUAGGACUGCUUUCCACACCUGGCUGUUCACAAUUUCAGCAAUUCACGAGUUCUUGCCUUUCUCAGCAAAGAAAUGGUUGACACCGUAACUCUCGAGAGCGCCAUGAGACGGCUUAAACAGCAUGUCUUCAAGAAUCGGUUGCGCGUCAAGGAUUUCCUGAUGGACUUCGAUAAGCUGAACUCUGGAUAUGUAUUCCCAAAUCAUUUCCUUAGCGCGCUGAGCAUGGCUGGUAUUGAUCGGUAUCUGACUCCAAAGGAGAUAGAAAUCAUCUGCGAUAACUUCAAGGUGCAGCGGGAUGCCACGUUGGUAAUGGUGGACACGCGGUCUUUCCUGCACGAGGUUGAGCUGGUGUUCACGAUACCGCACCUAGAAAAGGACCCGCUGGUGGACGUGCCGCCCGAGCCCGCGGAGCUGCUGGACAAGACGCGGUACUUGCGCUCAAGCCGGGUGCUGCCGGCGGAUCAGGAGGAGGCGGUGGGAGCGCUGCUGGAGCGCCUGGGGGACACCUGCCUCAAGCGGGGGCAACCGGUCAAGGCCUUCUUCGACGAUGCGGCUGCGGACGACCACUCAGCCAAGCUCUUCGGUCACGUGACGGUGCCGCAAUUCCGGCAGGUGCUCACCACCAAGCUGGACUGGGUGGUGAGCGACAGCGAGAUGGCGCUGCUGGUGGCCAAGUUCCGGCACGACGACAAGCCCGAGUUCGUCAACUACAUCGCAUUCAGCAACACCGUGGACCCGCCGGAGAGGUACUGCCCUCCUCAAUGAGGAUCUCCCACUGCUGGUGUCGAGCUGCCAGGCAAGCCCGUCAGCGCGUGUCUGCUUGGGGGAACCUACUUGGCCAUCGUGCCGGCCUAGCGACUCGCCGCCCGGCUUCUUCACGGCGAUUUGUUUACAAGGGCACCCUGUACGGCCAUGUGGGAGGCUUGUCUGGGAUAAAGGAAGCAGGGCGGGAGGCGCACUCACCUGCUGCACCUAUGGGCUCGGACCCGGAUGUAUUGUACAUGCUAGGCUGCAAGGCCGCCUAGGACUGUGUAGUUGGGCCCCAUGUGGAAAUGGCACAACAGGGUGCGGCUUGGGGGUCUUACAAUAAUGGAUGUACGUAUUCCUGGAAGAAGUGGCUUGGAAAGACUGCACUUUGGCAGGGCGGCCCCUCUUCAUGUUUCGCAAAAAGUUCACCUGUCGAGAGUCUAGGUCAAGUCCCUGGUGUGUGGGUUCUGCCUAGUGAUUUGUUUUUUGAGCAGGGGGGCUCUCUUGCAAGUGCAGCUAUUGGGCAAUCGUACAGUGUUGUGUAUGCAGCACACCCCCCGGCAUUGAGGAUGCAAGCCAGCGGUCGCAUCCAUGUCCUGGAAUAUAGGCAGGGAAAGCAGUGAUGUGCACGUCUGCUGGGAAUAUGAGCACGCAUUCACUUUUGGGGUCGAACAUGGAUAGUUGGGUCCUUGCGUGUCAAGUUCCCAUUGUAAUAUUGUCCUCCAG